Schistocerca americana (American grasshopper) is the source of this 1104-nucleotide messenger RNA. RefSeq lists its product as uncharacterized. The record is from RefSeq and is a predicted model, not a curated record. The transcript has 3 exons. Lineage: Eukaryota; Metazoa; Arthropoda; Insecta; Orthoptera; Acrididae. The coding region runs from base 376 to 1104 and encodes 242 amino acids.
UAAUACCGUAUCAUUCGUUGGAGAAACCUACGGAGCUACGUAAAAUUCUCAACAACGGAGGUGACAAUCAGUGAUACUAGCGUGUGUUUUCGUGGCGCCGGUCCGCUGGAGGAACGAGCAGAACUACGUAAAAUUGUCCUGAUCGACGCAGUAGACAGUCAGUGCUUUUCACGCGUGUGUGUGGCCGUGGCGACUGUUCGCUGGAGAAUCUUCCAGACGAACAUACAAUUGUUUUGGUCGACACAGUAGACGAGCAGUGUCUCUCACGAGCGUGUGUUUGUGGCUACUGCUCCCUGGAGUAACGUGCGGAACUACGUUUAGCCGGUGCGUGUGAGACGUGCGCUGGCCGUCGUAGCGCGACGCCGGGACGUCGGCAUGCUGGCGGCGGCGCUCUGCUGCCGCUGGCGCCACCGCCGGCAUCGGCGCGUCGCCUUCCUCAAGAAGUCGCAGGUGUUUCCGGUGACGCCCGCCAAGGCAGGCGGAGACGACGCCAACAACAACAUGGGCCACGGCGUGGGCGAGCCGCCGCCGCACAGGGACUCACGCAGCACCACAGUCGAGGAGUUCGCCAUACCGCAGAAACCGGUGCUGGCUAGAGCUGGCAACGUCCGCCAGGACACAUCCAUACUGCUCACUGCUCCGCCGGCCUCUGUGAUGACGCCGCCGGCCGAGCUGUCGUUCCUGCCGCCGGUGGAGCCGCCGCCGAGCGCCGCAGUCAGCCCGCGGCCGCCGUCGGCCGCCACGCAGCUGGAGCUGGAGCUGGACGCGUCGCUGGACUGCCGCAGCCUAGACGAGGCGGAGGCGGCGCAGUCGCAGAUCCUGGAGCCGCCGCACUCCUCGGGCAGCUCCGCCGAGGCGGCGGCCGCCCUGCAGCAGUCGCACCGCUCUGCCAAGCUGCGCGCCCUCAGUGGCAAGGUAGCCGAGCCGGCGCGCCUCGCCUGUCUGUCCCACUCGCAAAUAGGUCGGGGCAAAACUGGCCGCCUGAACCCCUCAGCCUUCCUCUACUCCUUCUUUUACUCCGGCUCUACAAUAAUUCUCCGCCACUUAUCACGAUCCAACACUCAAACCUUCCAUCCACUACAGCCCAGUCCUGCUCCUCCGUGA